Molecule: messenger RNA, 1886 nt
Organism: Aaosphaeria arxii CBS 175.79
Lineage: Eukaryota; Fungi; Ascomycota; Dothideomycetes; Pleosporales
Exons: 2
Coding region: 151-1617 (488 amino acids)
Biological process (GO): maintenance of rDNA; regulation of exit from mitosis
Source: RefSeq, a predicted model, not a curated record
CUCGCCUUUGUUCCUUAGCGACGAUAAUAUUCAUCGCCGAGUGAUGGAGUAAUCGGGUCGUCUGAAGCGCCAAACUAACCACGAAGUAUCGGAUUUCUCGGAUUUUUUUUCUUGCUGUACGGGUCGUUUUCAGGACGAUCAAAUACAACGAUGCCCCGACUCGUCCGCCGCGCGCCGCUCUCUGAGCGCAUCAAGGCUUACCUCGACCCAUGGGACUGGCUGAUGUGGGCGUCUGAGGAACUGAACAGCAGCGACUGGGAUGAAUUCGCGAAGGACUAUGCGACGUCUAUUGGCGUGGGCAUGAACCUGGUGUUCGUGGUGGCGAAGGCGAAUACAGGCGGAAGCAACACCAGCAUCGAGGACGAUGUGUUCCACGAUGAGGCUAGGGGAGCCGGAUGGCUGAAGUGGUUUGCGGGCAUGCUGGUGUUCAUUCUGGCUACGCUGUCGUUCCUCAACGGCUUCUACACAUUCUAUCGCAAGCGACACUACCGACUGUUCGAGCAGCCGAUCGAGAUGAACCCCGCGACCCCUUCCGCCCAGCGCGUCCGUGUCGACUCUUCACCCUCGACCGCAUCGCCUCUCCGUUUCUUGAAGAACAUGGUGUCUGCAGGCUCCGCCGAGUCUCGGGCUCACCCGGAUGCUGAGCGUGAUGUCUGGGAGAUCGCGGUCUGGGACCCGAAUCCGCUGUGCCUACAACUGUUCUGCCUAUUUAGUCCUCUUCACGUCGUGCUCUACUAUUCCAACCUCCCUGUUGAGAAGCUAGACCCCCGACCCAGCGUACGAGUGGUUACGACUAUAUUGGUUGCGGCGGUGUUGACCGUGCAACUCACGUUCCUCCAGCGCGCAUUCAAGCAGCAGAUUAAGGAUUCCGCCAUCAUUCACCGGGAGGUCCUACACGAGUACGACACGAAGUUUGUACACCCUGCAUUCCAGAGGCCAUCACGAGAUGUUGGGAUCCAAACCAUCAGCAAGGACCACAAGAGCCGGGACUCCAGCGUCGGCGUCAGAGGCAGUGGGGAGUUGGCCUCGGAGGUCGUCACAUAUACGCCUACAACAAUCAUCAAGCGAGGCUUCCACACGAACCCAAAUCAAGCCUACGCUUCCCAGUACGAUCCAGACAACCUCUCAUCACAACCAAGCUUCCAACCUCGCCUCGCCCAAAACACACCCUCCUUCCGCCCGUCCACCAGCUCAAACUACGUCAGCACCUCCACCGGCACCGCCGGCGCCGACUUCUCCUCCCCCAUCCGCCCAUCCCACACCCCGAACCCCUUCCGCCAACCCCAGUUCCGCCAAUCGCAAGUCGGCAGCGGCAGCGGCGACGGCGGCUCCCUAGGCGUCUUCUCACACGCCGCGUCCCCCCUCCGCAAAUCCGCAAGCGCCAACCACCUCCGCGACGACAGCCGCUCCCGCCACAGCCUCGGCGGCGCCGGCGAACGACGAGCCGGCAGCCCCACGAAGCGCGAAGGCUCCCCGUUGAAGCGCAUCAGCACGCCCGCUGGUUUCACGGGGGCCAGCGGCGUGGAUGCGAGGAGUUCGGGCACGAAUCUCGCGGAUCGGUUUAAUAAGGGGUACUCCGGUCUCGGUGUGGGUAGGCGGGAAAGUGGGAGGUUUUAGGGGUGGUUGUGUAUAUACUUUAAUCUUUUCUUUCUAUACCCAAACAUAAACUUCUCAUUACUGGGGGUUGGGGUGAGAGCCACAUGCGUGUGGAGUGUCAUUUAGGUCUAUGUAAAGGCUUUUUCUUUGUGUUCAAUAUACCCUGCGUAUCGUUCUUAAACUUCUCUGGUUUCGAUGCCGAAGUGACUCGUGUGAUGUUUCCUCGUGGGAAAGUGGUAGAUGAGGAGUCCUACAUUCAGGCUUCUGGUGUAGCUUAAAUAACGCCCAUG